ACCACACCGGAAGUGAAAGCGGGGAAUAGAGAAGCUGAAGCGUCAAAACAUAAACAGAAAGCGCUGGAGCUUGUGUGGGACUCGUCUGUCUCACGGUGAAACCUUCAGCCCUCAUGUCGUGUGUCCCCCGGGACACUUACCCCAGCAGAGGCCCCUAGCUGAGCCGCCGGGCGCUGAGCUGGACACACAAACACCUGCGGGAAAGAUUCAAGGGACGAACAACUCACAAGUGCGCCUCGUCGGGCCUUCGAGCAGAGGUGCUGCCCCGGGUCGACUCAGGACCAAGGGGACAGGAUGGCCGAGGCUGACGGCAAAUCCACUGCGCUGAACGUAGGUUCCUCUGAGGAAAAGGAGCCCGGAGAAGAUCAACACACGGAGGGAGAUGCCUCUGGAAGCAAUGAAGGACAAACACAGGCUUCUUCUCAAGAUGCUCCCAAGGAAACAGGCGAGGUGUCUGGAGACAAGCCAAUGGCAGCUGUGGAAGCAGAGACAGGCACAAAUGGCGAGGAGGAAGAGGAAGACACAGACAGCAUGGAUGGCAGCGGCCUCUACUCCCUGACAGAGGAUGGUGAAAGAGAGAGUGAGGGAGGCAGACAUGAGAGGGCAAAGGACAAAGAUGGUCGUAAAAGGGCAGCAAGAAAGAGGAAUAGACCCGGCGGUGGCAACAACCACUCCUCCAGCUCGGAUGAGGAUGACGACGACGAUGAAGAAGAACAUAAGGAUGAUGACGAGGAGGACGAGGAGGAUGAUGAUGAUGAUGAUGAGGCCAUGGAAUCGUGGUUGGGAGCAGAGCUCUGUGAACUCCGUGGGCCUAUUUGGCGGUCUGUGCCCUCACUGCUCUCCAGGGAGAUCGGCAGGGACUCGCACCAGUUUGUGCGGCGUGUGUGUGCAGCCCGAGGCCUCGUGCAGCGGCUGGAGCUGCAGGGCCGCCUGGAGAAGCACACAGGCUGCGUCAACACGUUGCACUUCAACCCCUCUGGAACUCGCCUGGCAUCAGGCAGCGAUGAUCUGCGAGUUGUGAUCUGGAACUGGGCCAUCCGCCACGCUGAACUGGAGUUUGACAGUGGUCACAAGAGCAACGUCUUUCAGGCCAAGUUCCUGCCUCACAGCGGAGACUCCACGUUGGCCAUGUGUGCUCGAGACGGUCAGAUCCGAGUGGCGGAGCUGUCUGCCACGCAGCGCUGCAAGAACACCAAGCGGGUGGCCCAGCACAAAGGGGCAGCACACAAGCUGGCCCUCGAGCCAGAUUCGCCCUGCUCUUUCCUGUCUGCCGGAGAGGACGCUGUGGUGUUUGGAAUUGACCUGCGUCUCGACCGACCUGCCAAUAAACUGGCGGUUGUAAAGGAGGGUGAUAAAAAAGUUGGGCUGUACACCAUCUACGUCAACCCAGCAAAGACACAACAAUUUGCUGUGGGCGGGAGGGAUCAGUACGUCAGGAUAUAUGACCAGAGGAAGAUUAAUGAGAACGAUAACAAUGGCGUACUGAAAAAGUUUUGUCCCUCACAUUUGGUUUCCAGCGAGUCCAAAACCAACAUAACCUGCCUUGUGUACAGUCACGAUGGCACAGAGCUCCUGGUCAGUUACAACGAUGAGGACAUCUACCUGUUUGACGCCAACCACAGCGACGGGGCCGACUACAUCAGGAAAUACAAGGGACACCGCAACAACGCCACAGUGAAGGGGGUGAACUUCUACGGGCCGAGCAGCGAGUUCGUGGUCAGUGGCAGCGACUGUGGACACAUCUACCUGUGGGACAAGAACUCUGCACGAAUCGUCCAGUUCAUGGAGGGAGACCGAGGAGGCGUGGUGAACUGUUUGGAGCCUCAUCCCCAUUUGCCUGGUAUGGCCACCAGUGGGUUAGACCACGACAUCAAACUGUGGGCCCCCACUGCCGAAAGUCCCACAGGACUCAAGGGUCUAAAGGAGGUGAUGAAGAAGAACAAGCGGGAGCGCGAUGAAGACAGCGUGCGCCACGGCGACCAGUAUGACACCCAGCUGCUGUGGUUCCUCAUGAGACACAUGAGGAACAGACGGCCCACGAGGACUCGUCGUGAGGGCGCAGACCCAGACUCAGACGAGUCCUGGAGCUCUCCAGAUUCUUCUGAUGAAGAGGAGGGAGGUCCAGACCAUGUCCAGUGCAUGUCCUCCUGAGCCACACGCACACACACAUACAGACGAACACACACACACACACACAUACAGACACACACACACACACACACAUACAGACACACACACACAUAAUCUUUAUUGCCCUCGAAUUGAUGCACAAGGGCAAGCACUAUUGACACACUGGCACACUCAAACACUGACGAGCCACAGAGCCACAGACUUUGGGUGUUUUUGUUUUACACACUCUCACACAGACAAACAUUUACAUUUACCUAAAUAUGCCGUUGAAGCAGUGACAGAUGUGUUGACGCCUGGUUUCCCAGCAGUGCAGAGUGUGCACCCAGCGACCUGGGUCUGCAUGCACACCUCCCGAAUCCCAAUUAUUGAGAAUUGUAAAAGGUUUAGGGAUUUCUCAAGUCCCUAUAAACCACUCGGAGGCCCCGGCUUGUCCAUACAUCAUCAAUCUGCUCCUGUCAGCCCCAGAUCUAUGUCCCCGUGCGUGUUUGGCAACGAGCGCCUCGGACUUCACGCACCUGCUAGUAAGCCACACAUCACCAGCACACAAUCCCUCCUCUCUUAGGCCUUUUCUCUGCUUUCAGUGUAGACGAUGAAGAGGGAUUCUGCAGAGAGGAAGAGUGUAGGCUCGCACCCUGAAACCAUCCCCGAAAUGUGACUUCCUUUAACGUUUGAACUUUGAGAGAGGGAACCCCCCCCCCCCCCCCCCCCCCCGGUGGCCCUCACUGCAGCACCCCAGACUCAAACUGGUUUCUGGCCUGGAGCUUGGAGCAGUUAAUCACAUAUGUCCCACGUUUGCUCCCAGAGGACGACUUAAUCUGGACAUGCUGCGUCCCCCUACAUGCCGCCCUCAGCCGCUCCCUCCCCUCCUCACCCCGUUGUCCCUCAGUCCCCCCCCCACUACUGACUGCACUACGAAUCAGGGAGGCUCUAGUUUAAGACGUCGACAAAUCAUGCACUGAGGGUUUAAUUUUGUUUUGGAGAGGGUGGGGACUGUUGCCUUGUAUCUCAUUUGAAAAUUUACAGUAGAGUUUAUUUCUUUUUAGUUUAUUUUUGAGGGGGUAUUUUUGCACUUUGGCAUUUCUCGACUGAGGAAGAGGAGGUUUCCUUUUUGCUUCCACCAGCCUCUCCUCCUCCUCCUCCUGCACUUCUUCCCACUCACUCUCCAUCCCGACCCCCGUGUUUGACCGCAAAUCUUAAGUUCCACUAUCUCGCUGAGCAUGACAACGUAGAGAAGUAGCCGGCGUUCAGCAUGUGCAUAGGAAAACAAGGACUGGGCUUGGGCCGACCAGGAUCAAUCGCGAUUGAAACACUGCCUACGAGCCAGUUGAGACUGGAGUGAAAAUGCCAAACGUCUCCGAUCAGUUGCAGAGUGAUAUUUUUUCCAGAGAAAUUUGCGAGUGGAAACUUCAAUCAGUGCCGUUAUGACCAUCGGCUCGAAGACGGGGGGGGGCAGGGGUCGGCAGGGUCGAAACGCUUGCCAGUCAUUUGUUGUGUGAGAGCGAUAAAGUCCAGCUUUUCUCAUUUUCUAUGAGAACUCUAGCUAGUCGAAUUUAUAUGUACAUAUAUAAAUAUAUAUUAAAACUGUAAAGAAAAAAAAAUACUUAAGCAAAUGCUGUUUGACUUCAAAGAAGAAACAAAGUUGAAUCAUUUGAUUGGUAUUGAUGCAGAGGUUUAUAUUCUUUAUGAGGACAAAGUACUUUUAAAUUCCAGAGAAAACAAAAAGACUUGAGGCACCGUGUUUUCCCUAAACGAAUCCUCGUCUGUUGAACAGAGUCGGUCAUUUCUAGUAUCCCUCACCAAGAAAAAACUGUAUUUUCCUUUCUAUAGCAUAAUCCAUCAUUUGAGACCGUUCCAUCCAGAAUUUCCCCACAGGCUAUUUUUGGCAUCUUGUAUACAUCAUGAGGCUUUUGAUGGACAUUUUCUUCCACCACUGCCUAAUAUUGCAUUCAACCAGUUCAGUUGGAAAUAUGUACGAUUCGUGCAAUAAACAAAAAGACAGUGCUCUUGAUGUCGCA
Messenger RNA from Platichthys flesus (European flounder), 4145 nucleotides. RefSeq names its product DDB1 and CUL4 associated factor 8 (gene dcaf8). Gene Ontology annotation, cellular component: Cul4-RING E3 ubiquitin ligase complex; cytoplasm. The coding region runs from base 295 to 2151 and encodes 618 amino acids. Gene Ontology annotation, molecular function: protein binding. Lineage: Eukaryota; Metazoa; Chordata; Actinopteri; Pleuronectiformes; Pleuronectidae. The transcript is spliced from 13 exons. The record is from RefSeq and is a predicted model, not a curated record.